AUGUGGUGCAAUGUGGUGUCCCAAGACUUCAAUGAAGUCGUUGAUAACCGCAACUUACUCAAAAGGCUUUUUCUGGGUCUUGCAUCUCAUAGGGGCGGUUUUGACGUUAUUCCCUUCCGUUUCGAGGCAAGAUUUUGCAUAGUUGAUGCUUUGAGGAUCUUUUUGAGCAUGCCUGUGGAUUUUAACAAAGGUAAACAAUUUAAUCCAAUAUCAGCAUCAAGUGAUUGCAUUCCUCCGCCCCCACUGAAUGCGAAACAUGACCUCCAAUACCUUGAUAUUUCAAAAGCUGAGGAUUUGCUAUCUUCUGCCGCUCCCAGUGUAUCUCCAAUCGCGUCUCUUUUGAAUCCCAACGAACCGGGAAAUGCAACCGACUUUGUCUCCAACUGUGACGGAUCCAAGCAUGGUUUUCCUCCCCAAUUGCACCCGGAGUUCCCUCAUUCGCGUGUUCAAGAUCUUCCUCCUUCCAACCUGAAUUUGCGCUAUCGGAAUAUGCUUAACUUUCCAAAGUAUCUAUCCAGGAGAGGCUUAGCUUUUGAAAAGAGGAUCAAACGCUCUGGUAUCAGCACUGAUCCCGUGUACGCUCUGACGCUAUUACGAAGACUUAUCCAACCAUUCAUAAAUCGUGAGAUCGACGCAAUUAUAAAAAAAUAUACUAAGGACUUCCUCUCCAUCGCGAUCGAAAACAUCCGCUACAAUUUGGGAAGAGGUGCCGUAUCCGAAAAUGAGUUGCAGCAUCUGCAGUACAGCAUCAUGAUGGAUGCAAUAGCUCAAUACCGAGUCACCAGCGUCGAGUCGCCGUGCCCUCAGGCUGACGCAACUCCGACAAUCGCGGUGCCCUGCGCACCCACCGAAUAUCCCUCCCCCACCGCUGUCGCUGCAUCCACCCCAGCGGCGGACCUUCGUCGUUCGGUUCUGCUGCGGAGCUCUACACGUCACCUGCGCAGGCAUACUCUGAGCAGCUGCGGCGACAGCAGCCUCGCGCGUAGCCCCUCGCCCCUCUCUGACAAUGCUGGCCUCAUGCUUCUGCCCGACGCUGACGCCUCUCCCUCUCCUCUUCCUUCUCUUGGUGAGGAAGGGGACGGAGGUGCAGGCGCAGGGGGUCGCUUGACCCCUGCAAAGAGACGGCGGAGGUAUGGCGAGAAGGUGAACUCCCUACAGGUCGGGUUCCUAGACAACGCUGUCUCCUUGAACGGAUCUAUUAUUGACGGUGAUCCUUCGGUGGUUGACGUCUUGGGACCGUUGGAGUUAGAACUUCCGGACAACGCCAGUCGAGGGCAAGGCUCAUCGAUGGCUUCGGAGGCGGCAAGCAACGCGACCGCCCAUUCCUUUCACCUUGAUGGCCAUCUGCCGCCGCACCUCCUUGCCAGCGACUCUUUUGCCCUGGGAUCCUGCGCCAACGCAUGGCUUGGCUUGGGGGCAGCACGUGGGCGCAUUUACUCGAAACAUCCGUGGAUAUUCCGUUACGCCUGCGACCGGGAGGACAAGUCGUGGCUGUCGAGGGCGGGCCACUUACCCAAUUGCGGCGCGAAGGCCUUCCUUGUCCUUGCUAAGCAAGUCCAUGAGGUUGCAGCUAUGGACGACAGCCUUUCCGCCACCACCGCUCGCCAGCCCUUACCUCAGUUCACUCUGCCCCCUUGGCUCUUCCGAAAGGUUUACGACUCAACCAUGACCCGAGCAAACACGUCCCGAAUGGCAGCCACCAAUGCACCUGGUCCGACUUCACACCGACAAUUUACAAACAACACCUCCUCCACGCACCACCAGCCUACGGUUCAACGAUCCAACUUCGUCGACCAAUUCGCAUUCACCGAGGAAGAAGAGGAGGUCAGCUGCCACUCCAACUUCUUCAAUGGCGGCGUUCAUACACCACUCUGGCCCAACGGUGGAAGGAGUCCGCCUCCGCUGAGGAAUGGACGAUCUUACGCUACUCCACCGGACGCAGUUUACAAGUCUGACCGUCAAAGUGGGACCGGCCUUAAGAUCGGACACCUAUGA
Molecule: messenger RNA, 1995 nt
Organism: Echinococcus granulosus
Lineage: Eukaryota; Metazoa; Platyhelminthes; Cestoda; Cyclophyllidea; Taeniidae
Product: Deoxynucleotidyltransferase
Exons: 12
Coding region: 1-1995 (664 amino acids)
Cellular component (GO): nucleus
Molecular function (GO): DNA binding; nucleosome binding
Source: RefSeq, a predicted model, not a curated record